AUGAAUAAAUCUAAUAAAGUUUUUUGUAUCUGUUCAAAAUGUCAUCACAAAGAUACAGAAAGAGGGAUUGGAUUAUUUAUUCCAAAGUCUACUAGGACUAGACAUCAUGUUUGUACUAGUUCUAGAAGUGAAUCAUCUAUUCUUGUUGAGCUAUUCAGAUCUGAUAAUAUGAUUUCUACAUCUGAAGGGAAAGCAUCUUCGAAUUUAUCUGAUAAGGCAGAAAACUCAUCCAUUGACGAAGGUUAUAUUGAUGAAGGAUCGACUAUGCAAGAUAUUGACGAUAAUUAUGAACCAUCCUUGGGUGGAACAUCUUCAAAUGUGAUCGAUGAAUUUUCUGACUCGAAUAUAUCUCAUAUUAAAAUUUCAGAAUUCAGAGAACACAUACACUUAUCUGAUGAAUUGGCUUGUGCUAUAAGGUUAUUCCGGGUCAAGUCUCAUUGUAAUUUGACGGACAAUGCAUUUCGACAAACUAUGAUGAUAGUUAACGGUAGCAAUGUCAGUUUACUUCAAGUCAGAUGA
Funneliformis caledonium is the source of this 519-nucleotide messenger RNA. Lineage: Eukaryota; Fungi; Glomeromycota; Glomeromycetes; Glomerales; Glomeraceae. The record is from the annotation of a GenBank genome assembly.